Messenger RNA from Mucor mucedo, 1030 nucleotides. RefSeq lists its product as uncharacterized. The transcript is spliced from 3 exons. The record is from RefSeq and is a predicted model, not a curated record. NCBI's taxonomy places the organism in Eukaryota, Fungi, Mucoromycota, Mucoromycetes, Mucorales, Mucoraceae. Bases 410 to 1030 code for a protein of 206 amino acids.
UAGUUAUAACCGUAUUUUGUUGGAAGCAGAAAGACGCAAGAAUUUUGAUCUUGAAAUGUUGAUCGAGUGCAAUGAAUACGACGAAAACUUUACUUUGGACGACGUCAAGGCAGCAGUAGGAAAGCAUUAUGCUCAACUCAUUCCCGAGGUGGAAAAGCCUCGUGCCCUGAGCAAAUACAAUGUCUUUUGCCAUUUACAAAAGACUGCGCCUCUUGAACCUAACCAUGAGGGCACCGAGGCAGUUACUUUGACGUCUCAAUAUCUGUCUGAAAAGUAUAGAAAUCAGACAGAAGCCGAACUCGAGAUACUGGAGGCUCAUACCCAGGAGUUGGAGAAAGGAAAGCUCAUGGGAACCUACGUCAAGUCAGGAUUGGCGAAAUCCAAGGUGGAAUCAACCCUGGUGUCCUUUAUGCGUGCGAUGAAUACUUUUAGCAAGUUUGAAUUCGCAUGUAUUUACGGCCAGGGUGAAUCUUGGUACGACGUGGUUGCUGGAGGUAAGCAUAUAUUAUUCUUUUUUUGGGCCAUUGUUAAUAUUUAUUAUAAAGAGAAUGUCGAGAAAUUGGACAUAAAGAAAUUGAAGAAGGAGGUUAUGUCCUUUGCCUCUCCUCCUCCUCCAGUGAAAAAAGGUUCUUAUAUGAUACUAGUGAAACUACUCCUGUCUCUGUGGCUGCGCACGUCCAAAGAGUUACUACGGCCAAGAAUGCUCUCAAGAGCCUCAUCAGUAAGAUUAAAUCAGAAAAAUUCAAACUGUUUGUCUAAAUUUAUUAUGCAGAUGACCAAUGACUUGGUCAGAGGUGAGGAUCUUGAUGAGCUUCUCCGCGUAGAGGCUUUGGGUGAAGCCAUUGACACUAGCAGGCGUAUAGUUGUUGAUGGCUGGCCAUUAAUUGAUUUCGAGCUGAGAAACUUCUUGUUGCGAGGAAAUUUGACGCGGGUAGAACGUUCUUACAAUCAGCUCAGAUUUAGAAUGAUCAACCCGCUUGCUGAGCCAAGCAGCCCAGUUGUCGAACCAAGUGACAUGGAAAAUCCAUAA